Pseudocercospora fijiensis CIRAD86 is the source of this 1218-nucleotide messenger RNA. RefSeq lists its product as uncharacterized. The record is from RefSeq and is a predicted model, not a curated record. Gene Ontology annotation, molecular function: oxidoreductase activity. Bases 52 to 1095 code for a protein of 347 amino acids. Lineage: Eukaryota; Fungi; Ascomycota; Dothideomycetes; Mycosphaerellales; Mycosphaerellaceae. The transcript has 2 exons.
GUCACGAACGCUUCUUCUCACAGAACAUUCAUCUCAAGCACUGCAGCCAAGAUGCCACUCAUCAAUGCAGGAAGUGGAAAGCCUCGCGUUAUCCUGGGCACCAUGACCUUCGGGCCGGAUGAAGCCUCAGGUGCCAGGAUAACUUCGCUGGACGACUACAAGUCCUGCCUUGAUGCCUUCCAGUCGCGCGGCUAUAACGAGAUUGACACCGCUCGCAUGUACAUUGGAGGCAAGCAGGAGGCAUGGACCCGAGACGCUGGCUGGAAAGAUCGUGGACUCACAUUGGCCACCAAAUGGUAUCCUCACAAGGCAGGAGCACAUGCUGCAGAAGUAAUUGAGGAAAAGCUCAAUGAAUCUCUGAAGGAACUUGGCACAGACACGGUCGAUAUCUUUUACCUUCACGCUCCCGACCGGAGCAUCCCUUUCACAGAACCUCUGAAGAAGUUGAACGAAUUGCACAAGCAAGGCAAAUUCGUCCAACUCGGUCUUUCGAACUUCACGGCCGCGGAAGUGGCAGAGAUCUGGCUGCAUUGCAGGUACAACAACUGGGUGCGCCCGACCAUCUACCAAGGAAUGUACAAUGCCAUCCAACGUAACAUCGAGCCCGAACUCAUCGUCACCUGCAAGCGAUUUGGCUUGGACAUUGUGGUCUACAACCCACUUGCCGGCGGUCUCUUCUCAGGCAAGAUCAAAACGCAAGAUGUUCCUCAGCAAGGACGAUUCAGUAAUACAGCAUCCGCAAUGGGACAGCGAUACCGGGAACGGUACUUCAAGGACGCCACUUUCGAUGCGUUGAGGAUCAUUGAGCCAGUCGUGCAGAAGCACAAUUUGACUCUGAUUGAGGUCGCCUUUAGAUGGCUGGUCCACCACUCGAAGCUGGACAUUGGUGCAGGAAAGCCGGAUGGAAUCAUAAUCGGUGUAUCAAGUGAACAGCAGAUGGUGUCCAAUCUCUCCCACAUCGAGAAGGGACCCUUGCCGGACGAGGUGCUGAAGGUGUUGGACGAGGCGUGGCUGAUUGCGAAGCCGACGGCGGCGAAUUACUGGCAUGGUGAAAACAAGUACACAUACGACACGCAGAAGGCUUUACUAGCAUAAUUGCCAAGUCUUCGAGGAAUUUUGCUGCGGAAUUGAAAGUAAUAAAGAUCAGCGCUCAAGGCUCGCCAAGUCAUGAGGUAAUGAUCAAUCUGGAUUCCACAGAGCACUGCACAAUGGUAUACU